This is a messenger RNA of Mercenaria mercenaria, 879 nucleotides long. Its product is annotated as protein PFC0760c-like. Bases 1 to 879 code for a protein of 292 amino acids. The record is from RefSeq and is a predicted model, not a curated record. The transcript is spliced from 6 exons. NCBI's taxonomy places the organism in Eukaryota, Metazoa, Mollusca, Bivalvia, Venerida, Veneridae.
AUGCCUGCAGUUGCUGCUGCUGCUGACGAUGAUGAUGGUUGUGGUGAUAAUGAUGAUGAUGAUGAUGAUGAUGGUGGUGGUGGUGACAGUUUAAGAUAUUGUGUCUUUUCACGUGAUCAUGCUGUUAUUCUGGACGAUACUGACGAAAACAACAACGACGAUGAUGAUGAUGAUGAUGAUGGCGGUGCUGCUUACGAUGAUGAUGAAGGUGAAGGCGGGGAUGAUGAUAUCGUGGAAGAUGAAGUGUUUGUGUUGUUGAUGAUGUUGUUGUUGUUAAUGAUGAUGCGAAUGAAGUUGAUAUUUGAAAUGAUAAAUAGCGAUGAUGAUGAUUAUGAUGAUGAUGAUGAUGCUGAUGACGUUGGUGGUGAUGACGAUAAAGAUGCUGGCAACGUGUCAUCUAUGAUUGUUGGUGUUGACAAAAUAACUGGAGAUCUUAAUCUUAAUUAUAAAUUUGACAAUGAUGAUUCCACUGCUGCUGUUGUUGAUGAUGAUGAUAGUGGUGGUGGUGACGGUAUUGCUGCUGCUGAUAGUGAUGAUGAUGACAACGACGAUGAAUUUCUAGACGACACUGACGAAAACAACAACGACGACGAUGAUGAUGGUGAUGAUGAUGAUGGCGGUGCUGCUUACGAUGAUGAUGAAGGUGAAGGCGGUGAUGAUGAUAUCGUGGAAGAUGAAGUGUUUGUGUUAUUGAUGAUGUUGUUAUUGAUGAUGUUGUUGUUGUUAAUGAUGAUGCGAAUGAUGUUGAUAUUCGAUUGUGACCACAGCGAUGAUGAUGAUGAUGAUGAUGAUGAUGAUGCUGAUGACGUUAGUGGUGAUGACGAUAAAGAUGCUGGCAACCUUGUCAUCUGUGAUGUUGAUGAGAAAGGCGACUUCUAA